CCCGUGCUGCAAGGCAGGCAGGAAGGCAGCGCUGGGAGCGUGCCGCCGGAACCGCUGGCAUGUUGGUCGUGCUGCUCGUCCGGGCUGCCUGUGUGUCCCUGCUCCUCCCGGGCGGGCAGGGCAGGGUGUACUCCGAGAGGAAGAAGCCGGCCAGCUUUGCCGUGGAGAGGCGCCACGUGGGGCCCCACAUCUGCUUCUCGGCUUUCGGCAGCGGAUGUUGCCCCGGCUGGAUGCUGGCUCCGGGCAGCGGGCAGUGCAUCCUCCCGCUCUGCUCCUUUGGCUGCGGCAGCGGCUUCUGCAUUGCGCCCAACCUCUGCUCGUGCCCCGAUGGAGAGCGGGGCGUCACCUGCCCAGAGCCGCUGGGGAGCUGCGGGGAGUACGGCUGCGACCUCUCCUGUAACCACGGUGGGUGCCAGGAGGUGGCCCGCGUCUGUCCCCUCGGCUUCUCCAUGGUGGAGACGGACGCCGGCGUCCGCUGCAACGACAUCAACGAGUGCCUGAGCGCUGCCUGCGAGGGGCUGUGUGUCAACACCGAGGGCGGCUUCGUCUGCGAGUGUGGCCCCGGCAUGCAGCUCGCUGCCAACCGCCACAGCUGCCAGGAUACUGACGAGUGCCUGGCCACGCCGUGCCAGCACCGCUGCAAGAACAGCAUGGGCAGCUACCGCUGCUCCUGCCGUCCCGGCUACCACCUCCAUGGGAACCAGCACACCUGCGUGGAUGUCAACGAGUGCCGGCAGCCAGGUGAGCGCCGUGCCUGCCAGCAUGCCUGCCACAACACACUGGGCAGCUUCCUCUGCUCCUGCCGGCCUGGCUACCGGCUCAGCAGGGACAGGGUGUCCUGUGAAGGCUUCCCCAAGGCCAUCCUGGCACCCUCGCCCAUCCUGCAGUCUCUGCAGCACCCCCCCACGCACAUCCUGCUCCCUCCUGGAGCUGGGGGACCCCUCCUGCUCCCCUCUCCUCACCUCCCUGCCGCGGCACCAGGCACAUCCAUUCCUCCCUCCCCUCACGAUGCCAUCAAGCCACCUCCUGGGACUCCCACAUCAGCUCCUCUCUGCUGGCAUCGUGGGGCUCCCCAGGAGCCGGGCACUCGCUGGAACGAGCCAGGGUGCCAGAGCUGCAGCUGCCACGUGAGCACUCCUCGUACCUGCAUCCACACAUCCCCAUAUCCCCACAUCCCCAUGCUGUGCCUGAGCUGUGCCCACCCCAACAGGGAGGCCAAGUGCUGUGCGAGGCCAUCACCUGCCUCAUACCGUGCUCCCACCCUCUGCCUGCCCCAGCUGGGGGCUGCUGUCCCAGCUGCACAGGUGAGCCCUGGCCCCCCAUUCCCAUGCCCCCCUACGGCCUGCUCUGACUCCUGGCUCGCAGGCUGCCUGAACAAUGGGGUGGCCCACACUGAGGGAGAAGUCUUCACUCCAUCAGAUGGAAACUGCACCAUCUGCAUGUGCCUGGCUGGCAAUAUCUCCUGCAUCUCCCCUGAGUGCCCCCCAGGCUCCUGUCCCAGCGCCUCACCCCCCAACUGCUGCUCCUGCCAGCCAGCAAAAUGUAGCUUCCGUGGCCAGACCUACGCGCACGGAGCCCGCUUCAGCUUGGAUGGGGACGAGUGCACUACCUGUGUCUGCCGGAACGGAGAGGUGGAGUGCUCUUUUGCCCCAUGCCCGGUGCUGGACUGUCCCCAGCACCAGCAGCAGCUGCAUCCCGGGCAGUGCUGCUUCAGCUGCAAGGACCCCCCGCGCCCCUCGGGCUGCUUCGUGGAUGACAAUGGGGUAGAGUUUCCCAUUGGACAGAUUUGGUCUCCAGGUGAUCCCUGUGAGUUAUGCAUCUGCCAGGCUGAUGGCUCGGUGAGCUGCAAGCGGACAGACUGCGUAGAGACAUGCCCUUACCCCAUCCACAUCCCGGGGCAGUGCUGCCCCGACUGCUCAGCAGGAUGCACCUACAUGGGGCGGAUCUUCUACAACAAUGAGACCUUCCCGUCGCUCCUGGACCCCUGCCUCAGCUGCAUCUGCCUGCUGGGCUCAGUGGCCUGCUCACCCGUGGACUGCGCCAUCUUCUGUACCUAUCCCUUCCACCCCGAGGGCGAGUGCUGCCCUGUCUGUAAAGACUGCAACUAUGAGGGCAGGAAAGUGGUGAAUGGGCAAAGCUUCAGUCCUGAGGGCCGGCCCUGCAUCCGCUGUACGUGCCAGCUUGGGGAGGUGAGCUGCGAGGAGAGGCCGUGUCCCCAGUCCUGCACUGAGCCCACUGCCUGCUGCCUCCGUUGCCAAGCUAACUCCCUCAAAGGAGGUAAUUAG
Molecule: messenger RNA, 2285 nt
Organism: Phasianus colchicus (ring-necked pheasant)
Lineage: Eukaryota; Metazoa; Chordata; Aves; Galliformes; Phasianidae
Source: RefSeq, a predicted model, not a curated record